Messenger RNA from Anneissia japonica, 1130 nucleotides. RefSeq lists its product as uncharacterized. NCBI's taxonomy places the organism in Eukaryota, Metazoa, Echinodermata, Crinoidea, Comatulida, Comatulidae. The record is from RefSeq and is a predicted model, not a curated record. The transcript has 5 exons. The coding region runs from base 95 to 874 and encodes 259 amino acids.
UAAAGGCUCAUUGUCCAGUAAGUGAAGGUGUGGGUUCGAUAGAGUUUUGUGGUUCUUGAUCCUCGUGGUCAUUACUGUAAUUGUGAUUGAAGAGAUGGGGAAGUGUAUGAGGUUAUCGGUAUCUGUAUUAUUCCCAACGGUGUUUGUAUUAUUUACAGUACCACUAGUUCGUACUUACACCGCUCCGCUUGUGGAGGGACCAGGGUGGUUCUAUCUUCAACUUGGGAAGAAUGCCACGAUGUAUUUUACAUACAGACUGUACACUGGGCGUGUGCUGAAUUACGUCACUAUCCACCGACUUGAAGGUGACGAGAUAGGAGACUUGUUAGAGCAAUCAAAUGAAGAAAAUCCAAAUGGUAGAUUCAGUAUUGAUACGUCGACGUCGAAUAAUUCGUUUACGUUUACAAUAACCGACGUCCAACCAAAUGAUGACGGAGUUAUUAUGUGUAUGGUUAACGAUGGUGUCGAAGAAGGGGGCCAGGUGGUCUUACUGGGCAUGACAUACUGCAACGUGACUAGCUUCGUCAACAACGGCGCAGAGACAACUUGUAAAUCAGAUUGUCUGCCAUAUGCAAAUGUUAGCAUAUUGGUUAACUCAGAGUUAGUCGCUUCUGGAUCUGGAAGCGCUACCACGUCAGAUCUCUCGACCCAAGUAUGUAUGAAUGGUAGUGGAAUAUGUGUAGCUGAUAAUGGAAUGAAUCCAGUGGUUGAAGUACUAGGAUGUGAUGUAAUAAAGACUGAAGACCUACUAAGUAUCGGCCUAAUAGCAGGGUUUACCGUCGGAGUUGUUCUGAUCAUUGGCUCAGCUAUUGCGAUUGGUUGUCAUUGCCGAAAUCGUCGACGACAACAGUGGAUGCAUACUACGUUGAAUUAAAUCUUUAAAAUGUCAGUAGGCCUCGUUAGUCAAUAUGUGAUUUCAUUCCAAAACUAAGAGUGAUUAUUGUUUCAAAUCUAAGCAUUCGUCGCCAUAACUAAUGUAUUACUGAUUCCGUAAGGCGGCCAUCCAAAAUUUUCAACAUUUUCAAAAGAGUACAAACGCCUUGUUGGGUGGGGGGGGGGUGGUUGUAAUGUAAUGUAGUUCGAUUUAUAUAGCGCUUUAUACCGGAGUCUCAAAUCGCUAUGGACUAGCU